Messenger RNA from Osmia lignaria (orchard mason bee), 1445 nucleotides. RefSeq names its product tRNA (guanine(6)-N(2))-methyltransferase THUMP3. The record is from RefSeq and is a predicted model, not a curated record. Gene Ontology annotation, biological process: tRNA methylation. Lineage: Eukaryota; Metazoa; Arthropoda; Insecta; Hymenoptera; Megachilidae. Gene Ontology annotation, molecular function: tRNA (guanine) methyltransferase activity.
AGUUUGACAUUAGUCACGUGCAUAAUCACGUGUUCAAAUAUUUUGUAUGUAAGUUACAACGUGAAUUAUCUACGUAAAACUCGACAUGAAUACCGAUAGUGAAUCAGAUUUACAAAAGCUUUUUUUAGAGUCAUUAGCUAACGAUAAUGUCUUUAUGAUAGCAACAACUGUUGACACAGGUUUCGAAUGGCAAGCAGUGGAUGAAUGCAAAGAAAAGCUGGAUAAAAAUGUUAAGAUCGUUAAAGAACGAGGAAAAAUCUUCUUUAACAUAUAUUGGAAUCAAUUUACGCAAGUGCAAGCAAUGAGAUCGAUAGAUAACAUAUUCAUAGUGGGAGAUGUUAGAAAAUUUGAAUUUAAUGGAACCAAUAAAGAGGCUGAUUUACAGCUUUUCAAAGAUGCUGUGAACAAUAAUAUGAAAUUAGAAAAGGCUCUGAACGCUUGGAAGUCUGUCACUGAAUUCCAUGGAAAGAUAUAUCCAACUAUUGAAGAAUAUAAUUCAGUAGAGAAGGAUUGUAAACUCUCCAAUACAACUGUUUCACCUGCGACGCAAAGAGUAAAGAAAAGAGGUCAAAAUCCUUUUAAUACCAAAGAAGAUGAGAUUCUAAGAUACAGAGUAACGUGUGAAAGAAGUGGAAAACACGCGUUUGAAUCUUAUGAUGUUGCCAGAAUUAUUGGAGGAGAAUUACAAGAUAAAUAUCAUUGGCUUGUUGAUUUAUCUGCAUACUAUCUAGAAAUAGUUUGUAAAGUAACUGAUAAUGAAUUGGUAACACAUUUACGUGUUACGCAUGAAUCUAAGCAUCGUCGGAAUAUUGCGCAUUUUGGACCAACUACCCUUAGAGCAACUAUAUGUUAUAAUUUAUUACGGUUAGCUCAUCCUAAUCCAGGAGAUAUAAUAACUGACCCAAUGUGUGGUGGUGGUUCUAUUCCAAUAGAGGCAACUUUGGUUUACACUAAAUCCUAUGUCAUUGGUGGAGAUAAUCAUCCAAAAGCUAUAGACAGAACGAAAUCUAAUGUUGAUACAUGUACCACAAAAUCUAAAAUUGAUUUAGUACAUUGGAAUGUACAACAGUUACCACUUAAGGAUUCAUGUGUCGACAUUGUUAUUACUGAUAUGCCCUUUGGGAAAAGAAGUGGAAGAAUGAUUGAUAACAGAAUACUAUACAAACAAUUUUUAGUAGAAUUAGGGCGAGUUGUGAAACCUUCAACGGGCCGAGCAGUAUUACUCACUUACGAUAGACGUAGUUUUAACACGGCUUUGCAAGCUGCCGGGAACUUGUUUUGGGUAACAAAAAUGUUGGGUGUAAAUAUAGGUGGUCUCCAAGCUGCAGUGUACGUUUUAAAGCGAACAGACACAGCUUAUGAGCAAUUUAAACCUAAAGUUGUUAAACAUCCUACACAUAAAAGCAAGUGAACAAAAGUGAUUACAAAUAUUGUUAAUUUAAGCA